This is a messenger RNA of Papaver somniferum (opium poppy), 564 nucleotides long. RefSeq lists its product as uncharacterized. The transcript has 2 exons. Lineage: Eukaryota; Viridiplantae; Streptophyta; Magnoliopsida; Ranunculales; Papaveraceae. The coding region runs from base 96 to 506 and encodes 136 amino acids. The record is from RefSeq and is a predicted model, not a curated record. Gene Ontology annotation, cellular component: endoplasmic reticulum.
CUGAGAUUCAGUCAGAAGUCUUCUUCUUCUACAUCCAACUACAUCCAAGGGAAAAGAAACAGAAAUAGAGGAUUUUCCAGAGACAAGACAAACAGAUGGGUGUUCAAAAAUGCAUAAAUGGGUUGCUGUUGAUUUAUUUUCUAUUCAUGGUGAUUGUGACUCCACUGAUUGAUGUAGGUCAUAUACUCACAUGGUAUGCUACUAACAAAAUUGGCGAUGCCACUUCGAGUAAUAAGAUACCUCAUUUUGCCGUUGUUUUCAUCUUGUUUGAACACCUCCUGGUGUGGCCUCUCUGUAUUGCCAAUUUCUAUGGAAUCUUCAAAGCUAAAUCAUGGGUGAAAAAGACUUGCUUGAUCUAUGGUGUCGGUGCUACUACAGCCAUGGCUGCAAUUCUUUCAGAAAUUAUCAGGUCUUCAGGGGCUUCGUCUGCACUAUCCAGCAUUUAUGUACCUUUCCUGGGUUUUGCUCUAAUUUCAACCCUUAAUGGUCUAGUUCCGCACCAUUAAUGUCUUGUAAACCUCUUGUUAUGAAAUAAAGGAACUACAAAUCCACUCGCAGUACCAA